UUCAUGGCCCCUUCCACGGGCGUUACAGGGAGGAGAGAGAGAGUGUGUUUGUGGAGAGAUAGAGAAAGAAAUUUGCCGGGUAAUCAAAGGUGACAGAGGAGGUGUUUGGAAUCCUCUUCCAUGGCCACUUUUAGCUACUCCACAAUACUUCCUUCUCGCAGUGAUUACUUUGGAGCAUUCGAGAGUUGUGGUAAAUCAUGGGUGGUGCUUCCAAAGAGAUCGUUUCAUGGAAGAAGAACAUUUAGAAUUAGAGCAGAAGUUGAUUAUGUGAAUGCCGAUGAGGCUAAAAAGCUUGUAGAAGCUGAUGGCUAUGCAGUUGUGGAUGUUCGUGAUAAAUCUCAAUUUGAGCGCGCUCAUAUCAAAUCAUGUUAUCAUGCUCCUUUAUUCAUCGAAAAUCAAGACAAUGACCCUGGCACAUUCAUAAAACGGACUAUGCACAACAAUUUUGCUGGUUUAUUCUUUGGGUUGCCUUUCACUAAGCCAAACCCUGACUUUGUGCAGUCUGUCAAGAGCCAGUUUUCGCCUGAUAGCAAGUUGUUGCUUGUAUGUCAGGAAGGAUUAAGGUCUACGGCUGCUGCUAGGAAGUUGGAAGAAUAUGGUUUUCAGAACAUAGCAUGUGUAACGUCUGGACUUCAGUCUGUAAAACCAGGAACAUUUGAUUCUGUUGGUUCCACCGAGUUACAAAAUGCUGGUAAAGCCGGUUUGAUUACAAUUCAGGGAAAGAUUUCAGCAGUACUUGGAACUGUUCUUGUCUGUGCAUUUUUGUUCAUCACUUUCUUCCCUGAUCUGGCAGAAAAACUGCUACCGCCAAGCUAGACCAGCUAUAAAUUAAGGUGAACUGGAGGAGCAAAAACAAAAGAACACAAGAGUUUAUGUUGCUGGUUUAUGUCACCAUUCAAGUCUAAGAAUUAUUAUCAGUGUUCUAGGAAUCAUAGGUUUUAUUUGGAAAUUUUGAUAACGAGCUUCAACUUAUGUAAAAUGCAUUCUUUUUACAACAUAUGUAUCGAAAUGUGUAAAGUAUGCGCAAGCUUGCCUCGA
Molecule: messenger RNA, 1038 nt
Organism: Spinacia oleracea (spinach)
Lineage: Eukaryota; Viridiplantae; Streptophyta; Magnoliopsida; Caryophyllales; Amaranthaceae
Product: rhodanese-like domain-containing protein 9, chloroplastic
Exons: 6
Coding region: 121-816 (231 amino acids)
Cellular component (GO): chloroplast
Source: RefSeq, a predicted model, not a curated record